ACAUCAAUCUUUUCAACAUGCAACGCUUCUUGUGGCUCGCGCUGCUGUUGCUUUCGACACUGGGCGUCUGCGCUGAGGAAUCCCCCGCAUUGGCUCCCACUGGCGAUAGCGAUGCUGCUUUGUUGAGGUCUGGCCAGCAGUUCGAAGAGUUCGUGGAGAAUGCGACGCUGUCCGCCGCCUUGUCGGGUUGCGGCCUCUGCCAACAAACCGGUCAGUGCGACCAUGCGUUCCGUGGCCAACCAGGCCAGUUCUGCAUCGGUAUGGCGUCGGGUGCGCCGUGCUGCUGUCCAAGGGACGCACAGUGCGCCGCCAGUCCGUACGAAUGCCGCUGCCGCCGUGUGGUUCCCACCUAUCACUACGGAGGCGAUGACUACCAUCCGAGCUCACACUCGGGCGGUGUAUCUGGUACCUUCAUCUUCUUCGCAUUGCUGCUGCUAUGCUGCGUGUGCUGUUGCUACCUUCCGGCGCGUCGUGCGCAGCAGGAGAGAGAGGAACAGUAUGUGUACGCGCAGCCAGUUGCUACCAGCCAAUACGGCACUUACCCGGGCCAACAACAGCAGGCUCCUUAUGCCUACGCGUCGGCGCCCGUGGCGUAUGAAUCGUCUCCGUACCACGAGAGUGGUGGCGGUGGUAACACGAUGGCAGCGGGUGCACUCGGAGCGCUGGGAGGCCUGGGCGUCGGAGCCGCAUUGGGCUCCAUGUACGGUGGCCACAAUAACAGCAACAACUACAGUGGAUACAGUGGCGAUGUGGGUGGCGUUUCCAACAACACGUACACUUUCAGCGGAGACACUGGUGGAGAUUUUGGUGGAGAUGGCGGCGACGACGGCACCUUUGCGGGCGAUUCGUGAAGGCAAAGUAGGAGUGAUACGGUGGUGUUGUGUUGAUAUCCUCAGAUGAGAAGUAUCAUUCUCACGUCGUGCUCAACGGCUACAAUCCUAACAACAAUAAAUUGUAGCAGUGUUUAACUGUUGGGAUGCUGAGUUUGAGAUACUACUCCCAAGGAUGUUACUGGGACGGCAUAUCCAGAUGCCUCAUGCGCGCUUUAUCAAAGUUCGGAUACGCUGACAAGCAAUAACAAUUGAGUUUCUCAAACUCUCGAUGGAUGGCAGCACAAAACACCGAAUGCUUCAAGACAUAGCUACGAGAAAAGCAUAUCAACGGCAGGGAAACCGCCCCAGUGACACGACCAACCCGAAGACCGGACCAUCACCGGCUAAUCCUCAUGGCUCCGUUGCUGUAGAAACACGCGCAUCGCUAUCAAACACAAGCAACUCGUAGAUAUAUUUUCGGUUU
Messenger RNA from Phytophthora nicotianae INRA-310, 1296 nucleotides. RefSeq lists its product as hypothetical. The record is from RefSeq and is a predicted model, not a curated record. Bases 18 to 851 code for a protein of 277 amino acids. The transcript has a single exon. NCBI's taxonomy places the organism in Eukaryota, Oomycota, Peronosporomycetes, Peronosporales, Peronosporaceae.